Dacryopinax primogenitus is the source of this 2429-nucleotide messenger RNA. RefSeq lists its product as uncharacterized. NCBI's taxonomy places the organism in Eukaryota, Fungi, Basidiomycota, Dacrymycetes, Dacrymycetales, Dacrymycetaceae. Bases 585 to 2429 code for a protein of 614 amino acids. The record is from RefSeq and is a predicted model, not a curated record. The transcript is spliced from 4 exons.
CGACAACCCAAACACCGGCGCUAACAUUUACCUCGACAUGUUAUCAACGACACAGUCAUGGACAAGGCAAAGUCACUUACCCAAGUGCAUCACCUUCCACUUCAGGCACUUCCGAAUCUGUGUCACCAGUACACGUCCUCUCUAGUAUCUCGCCUCCACCAGGAUCGACAUCAGCACCCUCCUCCUCACCCUCCGUCCACCACCACUCUGAUCCGGCAGACGAUCCCUUCUCCCCCCCGCGUAUCCCCAUCGCCUGCUCGAUCUGCCGCCGACGGAAGACGAAAUGCGAUGGUACGCGACCCAACUGCGGGAACUGUGUACGCCGGGGUGACGUGUGCGAGUACGAGCUAGUGCAGAAGCGUCGUGGGCCGGAUAGGAAGCCGGGGACGAGAGUCAGGUCGGUGUUUAGCAAGAGACUUGUGCUGGAGGCUGGGGGUGUGCUGCCUGUUGUUCAGAAGAAGAGGAAGAGGGAGGGUGAGGAGGAGAAUCGGGAUGUGACAGUGAGGAGAGGCCGUUCUGGGUUUAGUGACGUUAGUUCUAAAAGGAAGAAUAUCAAGUUAGAGUACGAAGAGCCCCCCUCGCCUAUGCCUUUCCCCGCUACGGAGUUCUCCCAGCAAUCGUUCGCGGACAUCCUCCACCCUGCAGCGUACAUCACCGAGUUACUAGACGAGGGGUGGUCGAAGAUCCGUGAGGAGAUAGAAGCAGAGGCAGAGAAAAGAGUAGGAGAGGCAGAGGCAGAGAUCAUCCGCCAACCCAGCGUCGACUUUGCUCGCAAGACGUGGUGGGACUGUCUGCUGGACAUGUACGCCAGCAAUAGGGAGACAUCGUACAAGCAAAUCCAGAGGGACAUUGCCUACGUGUUCAACUUUUCGCCCUACUUCAUCUCCUACUUCAAUGUCCCUCUCUUCUGGUCAACCUUCCAUUCACCCAAACAGAGAGACACCCUCCAGCCCUCGCUCAUCAUAUCCUUCCUAGCGCUGGCGACGUUCAUGCGUUCAUCGGAACUCGGCGCAGGGCUCACAGGGCGCCAACGCGCACUCCAGAUGGCCGAGAUAGCCAGAGCCCACCACCAGUCCUCCAUCGACGCAGGGUGGAUCGACGCCGGCAUCGCCCAAGCAGCAUUCAUGCUCACGCUAUUCGAGAUGUGCCCGCACCCGGCGUACACAGCGCACAGGCUCACCAGCAGCUUUUGGGUCCUCGAUGGCGUACUCACCGCUCUUGGCUGGCCGAGCAUGGAUGCACCCGAUAGCGAUGCGGCGGUGUUCAUCCCCGGCAUGGUACCUUCCGUCAAAUCCUCACUUGGAGAACCCACGCAGACCAAGCUCGUUCCCUCUUCCCCGGCAGCAGGAACAGGCUGCUCGUGCAUGCGCGUCUCCCUUAUCGCCUACUCCGAGCGGGCAGCAAACAUCACCCCUCUCUGGGCAGCCACGCCUGCCUGGGAUCCGGACUGGACCGAGCUCGAAAUACGGCGAGAAGAAGCUCGUCGACUCGUGUGGAACUCACUCAACCUCAUGUCGGGGCAUACGAGUCUCACGCUCGCUGCUGGCGAAAUGGCUGCAGACUACGCCUGCACGCGGCCGGAAAACUACGCACUGCUUUUCCCUGGGGAAACGCUACUCCGCUCGCCGGCCUGGAAGGGGAGGGAGACCCAGCAUCCGAGGGACUCGGUCUGGGGCGUUUAUGCCCGCCUGGCACUGUUGUACGGCGCGUGCUGGCGCUACUUUGAACACGAUGCGUCUUCUCCCCCGCAGACUAUGGCUCGGAGGCCCGCGUUGUGGUCCGGCGUACCUGCGCUGGGUAGCCUGGUCCAGAGGACUGAGAGCGACAAGGCACAGUUUGCGUAUCGCGCGUAUGUGGAGACGCUUGUCCUUGAGGACAUCCUGGACCGGCAUGGGUGUAUGGGGGAGGGGUCCACACUAUUCCAAGGCAGAGAGUUCCUCUUCAAGAUACGCGUCAUCAUUAGCCAGGGGUUUACAAAGCAUUUCCCCUUUCCGGAGACGGAAAUCAACCUGGCGUUCCAUAAGCGCAAAGCCGAGCAGUGGCUUCGCCACCAGAUGAACCUCGCCCAGCGGCUCAUGCAAGGUCUCAACUCCGUAACGGGGAUGCACGCGUCUGACCUCCGACUCCGGCCUUUCCUCCUUUGGUACUUCGCCCUCCAGAGCCAGCGCUGUCUACAGUUUCACACCACCGACCCCUCCCUCACUGUUGCCCUCGACGUGGCAGACGCGUGGAUGAUGCCUGUGGACUAUUUGACCCAAAUAUGGCCUUGUGCGAACCUGGACCCGUUCUUUGAAGAUCUGAGGUCCAAGAUCCUUCGGGCGAGGCUUGCAGCGGGAAUGCCGCCUUUCCUUCCUCGAGGAAAGCCGAUCGAGUUCGUAAACCCGCUCCUGUCUGAGCCGUCCGCUGCUACCUCCGCGACCUGGUCAUGA